UUUGGGUGAUUUCCCGUCUCAUCUUAUUCCUCCCCACUUCCCGUUAUUACUCUUGCCUACCCUUUUCUCGCUUCCUCUCUUCUUGCUUAUUACGUUGAUCCUCCUCUUCAACCAUACCCCCUUCUCCCCCAGACGCUUCGUCAGCGAUUCCUGCGCCGUGCGGUCACCAUGUCUGUCGUUCUCGACCCGCCAGAGUUGAGCUUCAAGCGUCCCUUUAACCGUGAGGUGUGCCAGGUCCUCCACCUGAACAAUGAAAACCCCGAGGCUGUCGUGUUCAAGGUGAAAACCACGGCCCCCAAGCAUUACUGUGUUCGUCCCAACUCAGGGCGGAUAGAACCCGGAAAGCAUGUGGACGUCCAGGUGCUUCUCCAGGCCAUGAAAGAUGAGCCGGCCGAGGAUGCCAAGUGUAAGGACAAGUUCCUGGUCCAGACUGUCUCGGUCUCUCGCGACAUGGAGUUUGCCAAUGUCACGUCGAUCUUCGAAAAAGCGUCCAAGUCUGCCGUCCAGGAGCGCAAGAUUCGCGUGAACUGGCUGCCUGAGGAUGCCUCGGGCGCCGAGGAGGGGACGGAGACCAACGGCAUUCAUGUUCCCGAUGAUGAACCGCCUGCCUACACCUCCCCGAAUGCUACCUACCAGACUCCCGCUGUGGGCAUGGCGAAAUCCACCACGGACACGUCACCGAUCCCACCGCCUGAUUUCAGCGACAAACCCAAGCGCGAGAUCUCGACCCCACAAGCCAGCAAUGCCCAACCCACGUCGGUCCGGUCGCCCACCGGGGCUUCCGCCGAGGAGCUCAAGUCCAAGCUGUCCGACGCCAAUUCCCAGAUCCAGAGACUCAAGGACCGGCUGGCAGACCAGGGUCUGCGUCAGAGGAAGAUCGGAGGCGAAACGGAAAGUGCCGGUGCUCCCUUGGCUCAGCGUAGCGCCCAGGCUCCUGUGGCUGGUGUUCCCCUGCAGAUUGUCGCCGGCCUGUGCCUGCUGAGCUUCCUAAUUGCCUAUUUCUUUUUCUAAACGGACCAGGGCACUAGUUUUCUUUCCGUCUUGCACUCUUCGUCCCCCUGUCCACGUGUCUAAUGUCGUCCCAUUAUUAUUUGCCUUUUUCUUACCCGAACCAAUUGUAUUCUCUCUGGAGAGCACUACCUUGAUCAUUUUCUAGCAUCAGCAUUGAGUUAUGUCUU
Molecule: messenger RNA, 1178 nt
Organism: Aspergillus candidus
Lineage: Eukaryota; Fungi; Ascomycota; Eurotiomycetes; Eurotiales; Aspergillaceae
Product: putative integral ER membrane protein Scs2
Exons: 7
Coding region: 169-1011 (280 amino acids)
Biological process (GO): endoplasmic reticulum membrane organization
Cellular component (GO): plasma membrane; endoplasmic reticulum membrane
Molecular function (GO): FFAT motif binding
Source: RefSeq, a predicted model, not a curated record